AUGUCUUCUAACUCUUCUUCCUCCUCCGUCCAGCCAACAAUCCCUCCUCGUUUGAUCGCCAAUGCCGCCAGAGCGGCUGCAGCUAGAGGAGUAUACUUGGAAGGAUUCACCCAAGGUCAAAUCAAGAUCAAGGAUGAGAAAGGAGAAGAGAAAGAUGCUCCAAUUCCACUCUACAAACUCGGAAAGUGGAAGCCUCCUCUUCCCGAUCGCAUCCGUGGACUAUCGAUGACUCUCCAACAAUAUCGAGACUUGCCAGCACAUAAAUUUCAUGAACUGUCUACCGUAUCUGAGAAGGAAGCCAAGGAAAUCCGUAAUUUAUUGUUCGACCUCAUCUUUCAAAAUGUGGAACUCUGGACCAAAAGAGGUGUGAAGGUCUUCAAAAAGCACUGGGAAGAGAUAGCAGUCGACAUGUACUGUAGGAAAGCAAUUCUUCUCAAAGUGGAAGUGCUUCGAACCAUGUGGAAAACCGCGAAGGAUUCUCUCCGAAAGAUGUUGAAAGAGUGCAUCAAAGAUAAAAGAAUGCACGAAACGAGCACUGAAACCCACCUAGACCAGAACUUCCCAGGCUAUCUACACAUUCGAUUCUACCGUACCACUCUUCAGCCGUACGAAGAUCAACUUCGUGCUAAGUAUAAUGGAUUGGAAGCUGAUGAAGAGGAGAUUAGAGCUUUCGAGAAUGACGAAGAUGUCAUAAUCGAAUACGAGGACGUUGGACAUCAAACUGAAAGCCUUGCUGUGGUCAAAACUGAGCCAGAAGAAUCGACGGGAAACCAAGAGAGUACCAACUUCGCCCCGCCUCCUCCAUCAUUCCAUCCACUUCCAACUGAACAAUCAGGACCCUCAUUCCCAUCAGAACCCUUAUUCUCACCCCCACUCCCACCAACUUUCUUUUUCACGAACCCCUGUCCAACUUAUCCAACUUACUUCAUGCCACCGACGUCCGAGCAUGUACCAGAACAAGAAAUGAAGGUGCACCAUUUAUCCCAACUCCAACAUCUUCAAUAUGGAUCCAGAUCUUCUGUAGAUCCUGUAGACACCUCUUCUCCUCGAAAGUCAGCCAACAACCCGAUUCGAUUGGAAGAUACUCACCAAGCUCAACCCGUCGACGGACCAGAAGCCAUCGCUGAGAACAAUCCAUUGGAAAACGGCUCAACCAAGGAUACGGAACAUAUGAUCGAAGUCGCCGGAGUGUUUACGGAUCUCAUACUCCACCGGUUUCAAAGGAACCCUCAUGCAAGACGUGGAUAUCGUCAAAUUUUCCACGAAUUCUGUUCUUUCGGAGACGAAGUUCCCUACAAAAAGUUGGAUAACAUGUUUGAAGAUUGCGAACGGGCUUCCAGGACCAAACGAAGAAUCACUGAUAAUCGCUUAAAGAAUGAGGAAGCCUGUGAAACGAAAAGACCCCGACAGACCUAA
Molecule: messenger RNA, 1416 nt
Organism: Caenorhabditis remanei
Lineage: Eukaryota; Metazoa; Nematoda; Chromadorea; Rhabditida; Rhabditidae
Exons: 4
Coding region: 1-1416 (471 amino acids)
Cellular component (GO): nucleus
Source: RefSeq, a predicted model, not a curated record